CGGCAAAAGUUUCUUACGCCAACCAUCGAGCACGACCUGAGAGGCUCUGAAUAUUGCAUACGUCCUCAAUCUUUGCGGAAGGAGGUAUCUAAAUCUUACUAGCUUACUCCAGCUAUAGUUUGGCUUGAAGCAGCUAUAGACAGAGCUACGCGCUACACAUGAGCUAUGACCGGCUCCCAACAACGAUACCGAUGUACAAUGACGGCUCUCACGACGGCAACGACACUGAACACUUUGCCUCAACUUCUGCCUCUGCCUCUGCUUCCGCAUCUCCGAACCCCAUAACCCAACACCGACACCGAAAAAGGUCAUCUACUGCUUCGUAUGGCCAAGGAGGUUACGGGUAUUCAUCAUAUUCGACUUACCCCAGCUCUCGGAGACGGGGCCCCUCGUUGUCGCCUGUACGAACUAAUGGCUCUAAUUGGAACUACAAUAUACCAAUACCACCUAUACCUAUACCCGUACCGCGUUUUGUACGCCAAGUAGGGUCAUUACUGUUACGAACGCCCGUCUAUUAUAUCAGGAAGAGUAUUCGUGUCCUUUACCGGGGCCAUCCUGUCACUACCAACACCAAUUCUCGACGAAUAAACCUCCGCAGAGUGAAGAAUCCAUCCCCUUCCACUCUACCCAAAAUCAUUUACACUCUUCUUCUAAUCGCUUUCGUCACUCUGCUUUACCUCCUACUCCGGAUAUAUGAGCCUCACAUCGAGCUGGCUUUCUACUCACGCAAGUUUGCAAGAGAGGAGAUUCUACCUGUGAAACCUUUGGCAGGAUGCUUCAAUCGCCCUAGUCGGAGGUAUAAUGUCACUGAGCGCCUGUUUGGAGCACGAGCAACGGAUGUUCACGCUGGUUUGGAAAUGCGGUUUGGGUUGGAUUGUUACGAGUUUGCUGGGACAGUGCGGAGUCAGAUUCCAACAAUAUCCCAUCCCUCUCAUCGUUCACGAACCCAGUUCCACACCUAUUGGCGUUCCGAUCUGGCCCUAUUCGGUCCACGACAAGAAUACAUGCUCAAAUCAUUCUUUGCCACCCAGAAUCUUGCAACUUCUAAACUCGUGUUGUGGAGUAAUGGGGAUAUGAGAGGGAAUCCGAUAUUGCGAGAGUAUCUUAGAAGGUAUGGAGCUGUGGAGGGCGAUCAAGGCGAUAUAGUCGGUUCGGAAAGAGGCUCAUUUGACGUUCGAGUGGCUGAUAUCGCACUACUGGCGCGAGGUACGGAGCUUGAUCCAGAAUAUCAUGCUCACGAAAACGAGGCCGAGUUUGAGCGAAAUAUCUUUCCAUCCGCUCAUCGACUUCUGUUAUCGGAUUCUAAGGCAUGGCUCGACGGAGAUCUCAUUCGUCUGCUAUUACUAUGGAAUUUUGGUGGUGUUUGGGUCGAUAUGGAUUUUCUGUUGACGAGGGAUUUAGAACCACUGCUGGAACAUGAGUUUGUUACACAGUGGGACUGCUAUGAUAAAAAAUACACCCCGCUAAACGGAGCACUCAUGCGCUUUCAUAUCCAUUCACCAUACCUUUGCGAAGCUUUUCACAUCAUGGCGACAGACUCACCACCGCGUCCACAUUCGACGGAUUGGGGAAGCACACUUUAUCUGAAGCUUUACAGACGGCUUUUGAGGGGCGGCGUGCGACCUUUCAAGGUAUUGCCGUGGUGCUUCACUGACGGACGCUCUUGUCGACUAGACAACCGACUUCCCGAUCCGUUCAAGGAGGACCAAAAAGCUGGCAUCAGUUGGUGGGAGGAACAAAGUGGCGGUACGAGCGUACGUUCAAGCUGGUGGAUGCCUUGGUCUAAGAUAAAGCCUGGAACGAACGGCGUUUUCGUGGUGGGAAAUCCAACAACGAAAAAGCCACAACUGUCUGGCAUUGACAAGGGCGUAGCCCCGAGCAUGGGCUUGGGUAUGGGAACUGAGACCGCUUACACUGGAAACCCACCCGCUCUUGCACGCGCCCUCUCUCAAAUUUUUGGCAUUCAUCUACAUAACCAGUGGGAGAAGAAUUUUCCAGAGAAAGGGUGGGUGGAGAGGUUGUUAUUGCAGAGAUACGAGGCCGUCUUGGAGGCAGAGCGCAUCCCCGCUUUGGGUACUGUUACGGGUCAUGGUGGCGGGAAUCUUGAGUAUAGGUUGCAAGGGUUACAGGGGAGAGAUGUGGACGAUUUGGCAAGGGAACCUGUCGAAUUGGAUAUCGGAUCGAAGCAGGAGCAGGAACGCGACGCCGGCAUGACGAAGAGGGACAUCGACGAGCAAGGAGAUGGUGAUAUGACAGCAAUGGUCAGGACAGCAGACACAUAGGCGGGGUCGAGAGAGAGAUGCCUUUCAGGAGACCUCGAGGUGGCAAUCCUGGGAACUGAAAUGGAGGGAGCAGAGCAGUCAUGAUCUCUGAUACAUAUACUCAUCCACUUAGAGCCAACGCAAGGACGAGAAAGACUUGGUAGCUCCUAGUAUCUGGACGCAUUCACAGUGACACUGUCAUAUACAUAUUUAGUAUACUCAAAUAAUUGGAGUAAUCUUUGCUAGCC
This is a messenger RNA of Lentinula edodes (shiitake mushroom), 2509 nucleotides long. RefSeq lists its product as uncharacterized. Gene Ontology annotation, biological process: glycosphingolipid biosynthetic process. The coding region runs from base 159 to 2282 and encodes 707 amino acids. Gene Ontology annotation, molecular function: hexosyltransferase activity. Lineage: Eukaryota; Fungi; Basidiomycota; Agaricomycetes; Agaricales; Omphalotaceae. The transcript has 5 exons. The record is from RefSeq and is a predicted model, not a curated record.